Molecule: messenger RNA, 488 nt
Organism: Bombina bombina (fire-bellied toad)
Lineage: Eukaryota; Metazoa; Chordata; Amphibia; Anura; Bombinatoridae
Product: nuclear factor erythroid 2-related factor 2-like
Exons: 2
Biological process (GO): cellular response to oxidative stress; regulation of transcription by RNA polymerase II
Cellular component (GO): nucleus
Molecular function (GO): RNA polymerase II cis-regulatory region sequence-specific DNA binding; DNA-binding transcription factor activity, RNA polymerase II-specific
Source: RefSeq, a predicted model, not a curated record
CAGUGCAUCUUUAUCUUGUACUUUCCCGUCACAUUGCUCAGGACUGUGUGUCAGUUAACAGCCAGGCCGGUGACUGCUGAGAAAGGCCCAACAUAGUAAGGACAAGACACAUCGAAGUGGAUAUUCUAUCAAAUAUAAUUGUAAGAGAGUUUACCCGGCCCGGGUUUGGGUCACCAUGAUGGAAAUCGAGAUGCCACCUGGACAUCAAUCAGAACAGGAUAUAAAUCUGAUUGACAUCCUCUGGAGACAAGAUAUUGACCUUGGUGUUGGGCGUGAAGUGUUUGACUACAGCCAAAGACAGAAGGAGUAUGAAAUAGAAAAACAAAAGAAGCUUGAAAAGGAAAGGCAAGAACAGCUUCUAAAGGAACAGGAACAAGCAUUAUAUUCUCAGCUGCAAUUAGAUGAAGAGACAGGGGAAUUCAUUCCAAUCCAGCUUGCAGCACCAAUUGAGACACCAGUCACACAGGCACCCUCCCAGCUCCUUACAG